Orycteropus afer afer is the source of this 1541-nucleotide messenger RNA. It is a transcript of the gene HARS1, whose product is annotated as histidyl-tRNA synthetase 1. Gene Ontology annotation, biological process: mitochondrial translation; histidyl-tRNA aminoacylation. Gene Ontology annotation, molecular function: histidine-tRNA ligase activity; ATP binding; identical protein binding. The record is from RefSeq and is a predicted model, not a curated record. NCBI's taxonomy places the organism in Eukaryota, Metazoa, Chordata, Mammalia, Tubulidentata, Orycteropodidae. Gene Ontology annotation, cellular component: mitochondrion; cytoplasm.
AUGGCAGAGCGUGCGGCCUUGGAGGAGCUGGUGCGACUUCAGGGAGAACGUGUACGGGCCCUCAAGCAGCAGAAGGCCAACGCCGAGCAGAUCGAGGAGGAGGUGGCAAAACUCCUGAAACUGAAGGCACAGCUGGGCCCUGAUGAAGGGAAACAGAAAUUUGUGCUCAAAACCCCCAAGGGCACAAGAGACUACAGUCCUCGGCAGAUGGCAGUUCGAGAGAAGGUGUUUGAUGUAAUCAUCAACUGCUUCAAGCGCCAUGGUGCAGAAGUAAUUGAUACACCAGUAUUUGAACUAAAGGAAACACUGACUGGAAAGUAUGGGGAAGACUCUAAGCUUAUCUAUGACCUGAAGGACCAGGGUGGAGAGCUGCUGUCUCUUCGCUAUGACCUCACUGUUCCUUUUGCUCGAUAUUUGGCAAUGAAUAAACUGACCAACAUUAAACGCUACCACAUAGCAAAGGUUUAUCGGCGGGAUAACCCAGCCAUGACCCGCGGCCGAUACCGGGAAUUCUACCAGUGUGAUUUUGACAUUGCUGGGCAAUUUGAUCCCAUGAUCCCUGAUGCAGAGUGCCUAAAGAUCAUGUGUGAGAUCCUGAGUUCACUUCAGCUGGGCAAUUUCCUGAUCAAGGUGAAUGACCGACGCAUCCUAGACGGGAUGUUUGCAGUCUGUGGUGUUCCUGACAGCAAGUUCCGCACCAUUUGCUCCUCAGUGGACAAGCUGGACAAGGUGUCCUGGGAGGAAGUGAAGAAUGAGAUGGUGGGAGAGAAGGGCCUUGCACCUGAGGUGGCUGACCAUAUUGGGGACUACGUCCAGCAGCAUGGUGGAGUAUCCCUUGUGGAGCAGCUGCUCCAGGAUCCUAAACUAUCCCAAAACAAGCAGGCCUUGGAGGGCCUCGGAGACCUGAAGCUGCUGUUUGAGUAUUUGACGCUGUUUAGCAUUGCUGACAAGAUCUCCUUUGACCUGAGCCUUGCUCGAGGACUGGACUACUAUACCGGGGUGAUAUAUGAGGCAGUGCUGCUACAGACCCCAGCCCAAGCAGGGGAAGAGCCCGUGGGCGUGGGCAGUGUGGCUGCUGGUGGGCGCUAUGAUGGACUUGUUGGCAUGUUUGACCCCAAAGGGCGCAAGGUGCCGUGCGUGGGGCUCAGCAUUGGGGUGGAACGGAUUUUCUCCAUCGUGGAGCAGAGGCUGGAGGCUUUGGAGGAGAAGGUACGGACCACAGAGACACAGGUGCUUGUGGCAUCUGCACAAAAGAAGCUGCUAGAGGAGAGACUGAAGCUCGUCUCAGAGCUAUGGGAUGCUGGGAUCAAGGCUGAGCUGCUCUACAAGAAGAACCCGAAGUUACUGAACCAGUUGCAGUACUGUGAGGAGGCAGGCAUCCCACUGGUGGCCAUUAUUGGAGAGCAGGAACUCAAGGAUGGGGUCAUCAAGCUCCGUUCAGUGGCUCGCAGGGAAGAGGUGGACGUCAGAAGAGAAGACCUUGUGGAGGAAAUCAAAAAGAGAACAAGCCAGCCCCUAUGCAUCUGCUGAACUGAGGAAAC